This is a messenger RNA of Passer domesticus (house sparrow), 2825 nucleotides long. RefSeq lists its product as uncharacterized. The transcript is spliced from 5 exons. The coding region runs from base 1 to 615 and encodes 204 amino acids. The record is from RefSeq and is a predicted model, not a curated record. NCBI's taxonomy places the organism in Eukaryota, Metazoa, Chordata, Aves, Passeriformes, Passeridae.
AUGGUGCAAACAGCGUUAGGCACGGGCUCAGCGCUCCCGCGUUGCUCAGGAGCACACGAACCCGGGCGCAGAGCAGCGGCACGCAGGCGAUGCCCCGCUCAGCCAAGAAAACAACACCCAGGCUCCCCGCGGCCAUUUCGCCCUGGGAAUCCGCUCCGGGCCAGGCGGGCCAGCGCUGCUGCUGUCCAGCCUUGCGGCUGUUCCCGGCUUUCCCUCCUCUCCCGAGCGAACGCGGGCCGGGAGCCGCGGCCAGCGCCACCUGGUGCCCGGCGCCGCGGCCAUGUCCCCUCACAGCGACACCCGCCCCGGGCCCUCGGGGUCCCUGCUGCCGGGAUCAGCCCAGAGUCCCUUUUACCCAGCCCCACGGCCGAAGAAAGGGCCGGGGUUCUUCGGCUCUGGUUCACAAGGUCUGCAGUGGGAAUUUGCUCUUCUGUCAAACGUGCCGUGUUGGAAUCUGGGAAUCCAAACCACCAAAAAGUCAACUCUGCAACCAUGACUCAACAGGAAGUCAGAGCAGCAUCUCGACUGCAUCUUCAAACAAGACUUUUGCAAGCUGAUACUCACAAGUGGCUCUGUUUAGAGGAAAACAUCUCAACAUCUCCUGUUGUUGAUUAGCUGACCCUGCUGAGGUGUGGGAAUGUGUACGUGGAAAAUGGAGGAUAAAUUGAAGCAAACAUAUCACCACCAUGUGGAUAACUGCACAAACCAUGCAGCACUGGAGAAAGUCACCUAUAGGUACUGGCCUGUAAGACGUUCCUUCCCAACUUAUCUGUCACGUGCCCUCAGCAGCAGAAGUCCAAAGCUCCUUGAAGGCAACAACCAACAUCACCACCACGUGGCAACAGAGAGAAAUUAACUGCUUAAAGUCAUUACGUCGCUUAAAGUCUUUUUACUUGCUGUGUGCUCCCGAGUUGGUCAUCUCUGAAGUACGUGCUGCCACCUUCCUGGAUACACAGCUCAACCACAGAGCAGAAUGUGGGGCUCCAGCAGCAGCCCAGAGAGCUCCCACAGCCAUGGCUGAGAGCAUUCCAAUAAAACAGAUCUAACCAGGAGUGACUUUCACAGGCCCAGGGAAAUACUAAAGGCAUGCUUCCAGGAUCACAGUGAGCCAAUCUGGCUGCAAGCUUCUUUCAUGGAGGAGCCAUCCUUUCCCACCACUUUUCUGCACUACCAUUGCACAUGUCUGUAAAACAGCUGUGCCUUAGCUAGAAUAGUUUGCAGUCAUUUUACCUCCUUGACCUGCCUACCUGUGCUGCUGCAGAAAUGCUGGUUGGCAGAACAGGGCACAGGGUAGGGGCAGCAAAAAUGUGACUGUAAAGAUCAAGACUGCUUCUUAAGGGCAACAGCAAUUUGGACCCCAACUACAAAACACCCUUCAGGGCAUCCAAAAAUGCUUUCUGAUGAAAUCUCUUGGUCAUAAGAAUAAUUAGACCUUACCCCCACUUAUCAGAGAGACCACAACCAAGAGGUCCACCUGAGGCAGCAGUAUGGAGCAAAAGGACCUAAUUUCCUCUCUUCUACCUGCUCCAACUAGAGGAGCAAGCUGCCAAGACAUAUGUACACAAUAUGCUACACACUCUUUUUUCCUGGGCAGGUCCAAUCUUUCUAUACUGAGAGAACUCUUAUAGUAGAAAAGGAUUGAACUUUGGAGCAGGACAUUUAAAAUGGCAUCUGUCUACCAGGCAGCAAAGUGAAAAACUGUAAUCUCUCUCUUUUUACCAUGAAGAACUUGUUCCCACCAGUUAACAACAACAGUUGCUGUUGGGGUUAAAACUGUCAGUACCAAUAAAACCCACACCCACCUGCUCUCCAGAUUUGAAGUGAAGGCAGCUGUAUUCACGUGCUGAUGGUGAGACCACUUUUGUCUUCCUGCCUUCAGGACUGAAAGCAGCAUCACUUCUCACUGCUGACCCCUUUCUGUAUGGAGAUAUUAAAUCCCAUUUAAGCACCCCACCUUUGGAUGCUCUACAAUGCUGCCAACUGUUUGACACAUUGAAAAUGAAGACUCAGAUUCCUCAUACUUGUUUCAUAUUAGCUGUUCAUAACAAAGGUGAAGCAAAGUGUCCCUAACUGCUCCUGUCCCUCUAGGCUGUGAUAGACCAGCUUCAGGGAAUUUAAGUACUUUGUAAAAAUGAGGAGCUCAGAAUCCCACUGAGAUAUUUUUAGGGAAGAACCAUCCCUAAGCCAGCAAAAAAAUUCAUAAAGAAGCCAUUCUUUUCCUUUCCUAGGUCUGAAUCUGGAGCCAGGCCCUCAUAUAACUCCAGCCUCCUGGUAUUAAAUGAUUGAUUUUUCCAGUUGGGAGUAUUGGAUGUACUUCUUGUAAACACUUCUCAUUUGGGACCUGACUCAAUUCAUUAUGUUGAAAGAUCUCUUCAGGCUGCAUCCUCUCCAAGGCAAUAUAAAUAACACCCACACCAGCCUUAUCUGGGGGGCAGAAAACCCCAGCUCUAAAGACAGAACUCAGCACAGGGACAUACUGCUGAUGCAAUGUGCAAACAAAAGUAGGCUCCAAGGAAUAAAAACUGAGUGAGGCCCAUACUUGAUCUCUGUACAUACAUGUCUGAAAAUGAGCAGCAAGAAGCAAACCUUGAGUGAACUAGACCCACCAAGUCAAAAUAAUACCUCAUCACCCAAAACAUUAUGUAAUUUAUCCCCAAACUAUUUUGAUUAAUUUUAAAAAUGAAACCUAUCUGAAACACAUAAAACUCAGUAUAAUCCAGAGGACCAAGUUUGGGGAUUUCAUUAGGUACUGUCAGGAAAAAUGGGCUGAAAAUAUAGUAUGGAUACUUGAAACAGUUCCAUACUCCCACUCUCUCUUCCUCUGC